This is a messenger RNA of Lotus japonicus, 1035 nucleotides long. RefSeq lists its product as uncharacterized. The coding region runs from base 1 to 1023 and encodes 340 amino acids. NCBI's taxonomy places the organism in Eukaryota, Viridiplantae, Streptophyta, Magnoliopsida, Fabales, Fabaceae. The record is from RefSeq and is a predicted model, not a curated record. The transcript is spliced from 2 exons.
AUGGCUCCGAUAACCAAAACACAACUCCAUCUAUUUUACAAAAUUGAUCGUGAGGUUUUCUGUUUCUUGAUCUACAGACUUCAUCGUGAUUUGACACAAUCGCUUCUUGUCAUGGCCUUGUGGCUUUGGUUAGAGAACAUUGGGUACCCCAGCCUCAUCCCUAGAGUGAUGGGUUUACCUCCUACGCUUGCCAAUGUUCUGAUUAAUGAAGCUUGGACUUGCUUGGAAUGCUUGGAAACAGAUAUCUCUGUCAUCCCAAGUGAUGGUGGUUUGCCCUUAACAAAAAGGCUCAUGCAAAGAGAUAUCUCUCUUAGAAUCUUCUAUUUAAAAAGGUACACUACGAUAACUGGAAUCAAAAGUGUUUUGAACAACAUCUGCGCUCAAAUUUUCGAUGAUAUUUUGAAAAUUGUUCUUAAAAGUCAAAACAUAAGUAAAGCUAGAAAAUAUAGCACAUCAGGUGCAAGCACUAGCACCUCAGGUGCUAGCACAUCACAAUCCAACACAUCAAACACCCCUUUGGUUGUUCCUGGUUUCCCACACCCUUUGUUUGGCACGUUUGAUUUGUUAAAAAGGAUUGUGAAUCUAGAUUUGCAAGAUCCAAGGAUAUGGUCUACAAGACUCUCUGAUGAUGUUACAGAUGAGGAUAAAAAAAUGUUUCUAACAUUUUCAAGGGGCUUUCCUGUGUCAGAAACAGAGGUGAUACAAUUGUUUAAAUGUCGUUAUGGGGAUUGUGUGCACAGUCUAGAUAUGGGGGAUGGUAACGUAAAUAAGCAGAAGUUGUUUGCUGUUUUGAUUUUAAAAACAGUUGCAAAUGUAGAUGAAAUUCUCAAGGGGAAUAAAGUUGCAAAGCUACAGAUCAAUGGGAAGCACAUUUGGGCUCGCAAAUAUGAGCCACAAACCAUCAAUCACAACAUGAUAAACUCUUCUUCACGUAACAUCAUCUUACGGCAUACCUCUGUCGUGAUCGCGACAUGUGGCAGAGGUAGAAAUAGCAGCUAUCAAAUCUCUGCGUGUCCAUGGUAGCUUUGUGGACCC